Messenger RNA from Lentinula edodes (shiitake mushroom), 2387 nucleotides. RefSeq lists its product as uncharacterized. The record is from RefSeq and is a predicted model, not a curated record. Lineage: Eukaryota; Fungi; Basidiomycota; Agaricomycetes; Agaricales; Omphalotaceae. The coding region runs from base 222 to 1937 and encodes 571 amino acids. The transcript has a single exon.
AGUAAAGUCCUUGUACUUUUCUGAAUAACGCGGACAGGGCGGCGAUGUGUUAAUCGGGCCAAAGCGCGCGCCAAAGGUUCGCCUCGAGGUUAAACAUGUCGAUCACAGCUGCAUAUAAGAGAGAACCAUGUUCAUUCCCUAUUUAUCGCGGAGGCCCUCAGUUUUUUACUCUCUUUUGUUGCUUUCCUACACUGAUGUGAGGUCUUCUUAAACUGAAUAGCAUGGAAUUAACGUGCUUCGACAUCAGUUCUCUUUCCAGGAUAGGAUCCCUCUCGCACAGUAAUAGUAGCGUCACUCUGACACUCAACCCUCAAUUUGAACCCCCCUUCUUAAAGGACAACCACAGCUUUUCCAUGCAUUCACGGAACCCUCAUAAUCUUCGGUCGGUUCACGCGAUUGAUUUGUCUUCAGCACGACUUGGGAUUCAUCGUCUUCCGAACGAAAUACUUUCCUACAUUUUCGUGAACGCGAUUCAGGUCUGCGAUUUUGACGACCCAUCUGAAGCAGCAUAUUUUCCUUUGACUAUCUCACAUACAUGCUCGCGCUGGCGCAAGGUGUCCAUCUCAACAGGCUCGCUCUGGACAUCUAUCAGAUUGUGCCUCCCUUAUUCAUUGAAUCAGCUUACCUAUCUACGCACCUGGCUGUCUCGAUCGAGAUCAUACCCCCUUGACAUACUUCUCGAUUUCCGAGACGAAGAAUGGGAUUGGGAGGAAGAAGACCACCUCUUUACUCACGACGCGGCGAAAGAAAUCAUCUCCGUCAUCCUUCCGCAUUCCAAGCGAUGGCGACACAUCGAAUUCUUCACUGAUACCUGGGCGCCAAUCCACGCGUUUCUGGACCUGACACGGGACAUCGACGAUCUACCCGUGUUGAAGAGCGUGGCAUUGUCUAGAUGUAACGCGUAUUUUGCCAGAAAAGGAGAAUGUUUCAAGCCUGUGGAGUUGAAAGAGCCUAUUCCACUGUUUACUGGUGGGCGUCUACCAGCGCUACGGGACUUGGCAUUGGUGGGAGUACAUGUAGAUUGGAGACAGUCCGUAAUGGUGAAUCUUCUCGAGCUGGAGCUCAAAUUUCACGCGUACGACGUCUUGCCUACAUUGGGGGAGUUCACGAACAUUCUCAUCUCGUGUCCAGAGUUGGAACGGCUAUCGAUAGUGGGAUGGGGUCCAAGGCUGGAUGCAACCUUCACCGACACAAGACGUGUCAUAUCCAUGGCAAAACUCACGCGCUUGAUUUUUGGAUUCGUGGAUGUAGAGUAUGCAGUCAUGCUGCUCUCCUUGUUCCAUCUGCCGUCUCUUUACGAACUCGACCUCGAGGACGUCGCGGCAAUUGUGGAUCCUAUUGGCUCAUCAGAUGCCAGUACCCUCCUCACCCUGUUAGAAGUCUCUUCGACUGAACUCGAUGCUGAAACCUGCUUCUUUCCUUUGCAACAAGUUGACUACCUUGGUUUACGCAGCAUUCGUUCUAGCGAGGCAGUUUUUACUCAGUUUUUGCGCCGCUUCAGCAGCCUGGAAAAAAUCAACCUGUCUGAUGCAGAUUCAGCGUUAUUGACUGCCCUAGGGCCGCAACAGUUCUCUCCUGAACCAAAAGCCGGAAUAUCAAGUAAACUUCGGGAUCGUAGGCCUUCCUUUGCAUCUUCAUUGUCAACUAGUUUGGCGCCAUGCCCGCAGCUUGUAGACUUGACAUGUCGCCGUGUCGAUAUGAGCGUCUUGUCUUCUGUUAUAUCGGCCCGGGCGAAAGCUGGUUCGGGUGUGCGGCCUUUACAGUCGGUCCAACUUGAGCUGGACAAUUUUGAGUCUACCUGUUAUGACUCGGACGAUGGUAGUAGCAUUGCAAGUGGUUUGAGUGACGAAGAUCGCACCUCUCUUCUCAAAAUCGGCGUCGACUUUAGAUUGAUGACCUCGGGUCUUGCGCAUGAGCUGUUGCAUGAACCCUUGUAAAUAUACCAAGUUGUGAUCAAGUAUCGCUGUUCCGUUAUGUAGUGAAUGUGUAUUGUACACCAUGCACUCAUUUGCAUCUUGACCAAAUCUGAAACUUCCAGGCAGGGAAAUUGUUCUUACAAUGUCCCUCGUAGUAUUACAGCCAGUACAAUGGUGCAUACAUUUAUUCCUUCGCCCGAUGCGAUAUCAACCAUUCAAGUACCAUCUUUAUCCAUCUCUUCAUGACCUCUGACUACAUACUGAAUCCGCUUCCGAAUUAUGGUCCAAAAUUCAGCUUUCGCCUACGAUUUGGAGGUACCAAUACGAGUGCUACUAGUACGUGGAGGGUGCAAAUUCGCUCUCCCGCAUGCGCGAAGAAGGAAUUUGAGUAGACAUUUAUUUGUAUUUUAGACGUUAGCUAUUUUUUCCCAGCACUAAGUGGCAAGGUGCUAGUUCGUGUAAUGAACUUAU